Cucurbita maxima (winter squash) is the source of this 2237-nucleotide messenger RNA. Its product is annotated as glycerol-3-phosphate dehydrogenase SDP6, mitochondrial. NCBI's taxonomy places the organism in Eukaryota, Viridiplantae, Streptophyta, Magnoliopsida, Cucurbitales, Cucurbitaceae. Gene Ontology annotation, biological process: glycerol-3-phosphate metabolic process. The coding region runs from base 61 to 1950 and encodes 629 amino acids. Gene Ontology annotation, molecular function: glycerol-3-phosphate dehydrogenase (quinone) activity. Gene Ontology annotation, cellular component: mitochondrion; glycerol-3-phosphate dehydrogenase (FAD) complex. The transcript is spliced from 7 exons. The record is from RefSeq and is a predicted model, not a curated record.
UUCUAUUGCAACACGACAUCAUCAACAUCUUUCUUCCCGCGGUCCUGGAUCACCGCCCUUAUGGCCACAGCCACACGGCUGGGUAAGAUCGCCGUUGCCGCCGUAGCCACCGCUGCCGGCGGAUCAAUCCUGCUUCAGCCUUCUCUCGCCUCUAAUGACCGUGGUACCAGUGGUCACGCUCUCGAGUCAUACAGGAACAAGAUCAAUGAUCUGACAGCAGUUGUUCCGCCCCGAUCGGUUCAGGAGUCGGCUCUGAUCGGUGCCAGCCCCGUCAAUCCUCUUGACAUUCUCGUUGUUGGCGGAGGCGCCACUGGAUGUGGCGUCGCGCUCGAUGCCGUUACUCGAGGACUUCGCGUAGGCCUCGUCGAGCGCGAGGAUUUCUCAUCCGGGACGUCUUCGCGCUCUACCAAGCUCAUUCAUGGAGGCGUGCGGUAUUUGGAGAAAGCAGUGUUCAAUUUGGAUUACAAGCAGCUUAAAUUGGUGUUUCAUGCGCUUGAGGAACGAAAACAGUUUAUUGAAAAUGCACCACACCUAUGCCAUGCGUUGCCCUGCAUGACACCUUGUUUUGACUGGUUCGAGGUCAUCUACUAUUGGAUUGGGUUGAAGAUGUACGAUUUGGUUGCAGGGUCUCGCCUCUUGCACUUGUCUCGGUACUAUUCUGCCCAGGAGUCCGUGGAGCUCUUCCCUACCCUUGCUAGGAAUGGUCAGGGCAGAAGUUUGAAAGGCACCGUUGUGUAUUACGAUGGGCAGAUGAAUGACUCGCGAGUCAAUGUGGGGCUUGCUUGUACUGCCGCAAUGGCUGGUGCGGCGGUGCUGAAUUAUGCAGAAGUUGUGGGAUUUUUGAAGGAUGAGGGCAGUGAUCGAAUCAUCGGAGCGACUAUUCGUGACAAGUUGUCAGGUAGAGAGUUUGAUACCUAUGCAAAGGUGAUUGUCAAUGCUGCUGGGCCAUUUUGUGACUCAGUGAGAAAGAUGGCCGAUAAAGAGGCAGUGUCUAUGAUCUGUCCCAGCAGUGGUGUUCAUGUAGUUCUCCCUGAUUAUUAUUCUCCCGAAGGAAUGGGUCUGAUUGUUCCCAAGACUAAGGAUGGGCGUGUUGUUUUUAUGCUGCCAUGGUUAGGACGAACAGUUGCUGGAACCACAGAUUCCAACACUGGCAUCACUAUGGUUCCUGAGCCACACGAGGAUGAAAUUCAGUUUAUACUGGAUGCAAUCUCUGAUUACCUUAACGUGAAGGUGCGGCGAACAGAUGUUCUCUCAGCUUGGAGUGGUAUUCGCCCUUUAGCUAUAGAUCCAUCAGCUAAAAAUACGGAGAGCAUCUCAAGAGAUCAUGUUGUUUGUGAAGAUUAUCCCGGAUUGGUCACAAUUACUGGUGGGAAAUGGACUACUUAUCGGAGCAUGGCAGAAGAUGCUGUUAAUGCAGCUAUAAAGUCCGGAAAGCUAAAGCCGACAAAUGAAUGUGUAACUAACAAGCUGCGACUUGUUGGUGGAGAUGGAUGGGGACCUGCAUAUUUUACUGUCUUAGCUCAACAAUAUUUACGCAUGAAGAAGAGUCAUAGUGGUAAAGUUGUCCCCGGAGUUAUGGACACUGCAGCUGCAAGACAUUUAUCUCUUGCGUAUGGCAUUUUAGGUGAAAAAGUGGCCGCUAUAGCCCAGAAUGAGAAUUUGGGCAAGCGGUUAGCCCAUGGCUACCCCUUCUUGGAGGCUGAGGUUGCAUACUGUGCUCGGCAUGAGUACUGUGAAUCUGCAGUAGAUUUCAUCGCCAGAAGAUCACGGCUCGCUUUCCUUGAUACAGAUGCUGCUAAUCACGCAUUACCUCGAGUAAUCGAGAUAUUAGCAGAUGAACAUAAUUGGGAUAAGAAAAGACAGAAACAAGAACUACAGAAGGCCAAGCAGUUUUUAGAAACUUUCAAGUCUUCAAAGAAUGCUCACUUCCACGAUGGAAAGCACAGUUAGUUUUCAACACCCAACCAACCAACCAACCAAGCAGAAAGUUUUCAAGAAAACUCAGCCCUCCACUAUAAUAAACUCUUCAUCAGGUGCAAAAUAAAUAUGCUUUGCAUCUUACCUUUAACUUGUGAUUGCUCUAGGCUGAUAUAGUGCAGCCUAACACAUAACAAAAGAAUAAGUUACUCAAGAUUGGUUUAUUUAUUAUUUUAAAAAUCGCUUUCUCUCAUUUUGCUGUCCAUUUUGUAUGAACUUUUAAGAAUUUCCAGUUAUAAAAAUUAUUGGUAAUUUGGUUA